AUGGAAGAAGUAUUGAUUGAGAACAAAAGGUUGGUUGAUCGUGAGAAGAAACUGGAAAAGCGUGUUAAGUCUGUGGAAGCUGAAAAUUCUUCAUUAUUAAAGAAAGUUGAAGCUGAUCAGGGAGAGAUUGAUAUUCUUAAAGUUAAAGUUGCAGAGUUGGAAGAAGAGAAAGCACGCAGAGAUGAGCAGAACAAGUACUUCGAGUUAAAGAACAAAGAAUUGGAAGCUGCUAAAGCAAUGAAAGAACACGAGAUAUACAUGAUGAAUAAAGUGUUAGAAAAUUUGCUUGGAAAGUCUGUUGAGCAGAGAUUUGAAGAGAUUGAAGUUGAAGAGGUUAGAGCUCGACGUCAAGCUGAAAUUGAUGCUGAGAUGAAGUAUAAAGGCAAGGGUGUUGAAGAUGACACAGAGGAUGUAUUUUCUGCUAGCAGUCAUGAUGAUGACGAUGGUAAUGAUGAUGACGAUGGUCAAGGUGGUACAGGAUUUAAAGUUACAGAAGCAUCUAAUGAAGAGAAUGUCGAAGAUUAUCUUCAUGACGAUGCAAACGAAGAGCCUGAGGAUGCUACAGGUGAGGGGGAGAACGUUGAGGAUCAGAAUGUUGAAAAAAGAGAAAAGUUGAUUUUGCGUCAAGAGCCUGAAGUUGAGGAAGGAGAAAUCAGGCAUACUUACACAAUGAAUGAUAUUAUCGAGAUGACGCGCAUUGAUGAUCCUAAUUUCAAGUUUGACUUUGAAGAAGAGUUGAAUGCAUUUGAUACGAAUCAACAACCCGAGUAUCAGUAA
Helianthus annuus (common sunflower) is the source of this 777-nucleotide messenger RNA. RefSeq names its product glutamic acid-rich protein-like. NCBI's taxonomy places the organism in Eukaryota, Viridiplantae, Streptophyta, Magnoliopsida, Asterales, Asteraceae. The record is from RefSeq and is a predicted model, not a curated record. The transcript is spliced from 2 exons. The coding region runs from base 1 to 777 and encodes 258 amino acids.